GCAUGCAGGGCAACAAACUUGCCCGAAUAUUCGGAAGGAAAAAUACACCCAUCGAACGUUACUUCGAUGACUGUUACCGUUGCUUUAUCCUAUGUAGAACUAAUAACUGCACUCGCUCGUCCGACAAACAAACAGUGUCUUUGAAUAUUUUUUAAGAGUAGCAUUAACAAAUGCACUCUGAUAACCCAGCCCCAAUGGCGGUCGUAUCGUAUGUCACAACAUACAACAAAAUUUUGUAACUUAAUCAUUUAAUCGGACUUACUAAAGAGUCUGACUGAGGAGAAAUGUAACCUACAGACCACCACAAUGAACUCUCACCGUCUGGUAACAACAACAAAAAAAACCAAACGCGGGGGCUUCUAACAACAAACCAUAUAAAUAAACACACAUUUUAAUUUUAAAAAAGAGAUCAAAAGACUCGCCUUUCGGAUCCACUGGGUAAUAUAAUUGGAGAUCGGAUGGGUUUUGUUUCCAACACAGAGGUGUGAAGGAAAGGUAAAACAACACACACUAGUCGAGCACCAAACGGCUUAAUGGGUUCCAUACAUUGGAUACAGACUACUACUGGGGAGCCUGCCUCUGGGAUCUAACGACGAUGCCGGAAUCACUCUUGUUGAAUAUUAUAAUCAUUUGCAUUUUUUGAAUGACCAAUAACAUUAGAUAUUUACUAGUUUUUUUAAUAAUUAAAAAAUUAAGUUUUAACCUUUUUUUUACUUCUGCUUGUAUAAAAAUCUAUCGGCAACAAUGAGAAACGAACAAGCAACUGUAAACAAAGCGGGAAAUUACCUAAACAACAGAACCAUAAAAUGGCCAACGUAAAUGACAAGUUUGUUAGAAGCCGUCAAUCAUUUUUGGAACUUGGGAAACAUCUUCAGUGUCAAUCUUGUUCUUGUUGCAUAGUGAGAAACUGGCUUACAGCCCCCAUAUUCUAGGAGGAUGUGAUCAUACUUUUUGUCAGUCAUGCACAAACAUCCAUUGUGGAAAACCGUGCCCAGUUUGUGGCGUUGUCUCGUUACCAGACACCUGUAAACCAGAUACUGUUAUUGAAAAUCUCAUAGAAGCGUACCUGCCUAUGGCUGAAUAUCUUGGAAUUGAUGUAACACCAGCAGUUCACAAUGAUAUUCAUUUGAAUAAGGAAUUAAGCAAGAAGCUAGUUCCAGCAACACCAGCAUCAACAAUCAACAGACCUGUUAAGACACCAAAAAACUCACUUAAACCUGAAAAUUUUUCAACUCCCGUUCACACAAUCAAGAGGUGUGGGAGGACAGGAAGUCUCAGUGAAAGUUUAAAUACUUCAAUUAGUGGAACAUCUGCCUCAAGAAUAGACAAACGUAAUGCAAAGGGUGAAACUCAAUUGCAUGUGGCUUGCCUUAAACAGGAUGUACAAAGAAUCAAAGAACUGUUAGGACUCGGGGCUAAUCCGAACACGCAAGAUAAUGCCGGAUGGACGCCUUUGCACGAAGUAGUCGGCUGUGGAAACGAGGAGAUAGUAACUCUACUCGUGGAAAAUGGGGCGAACCCCAAUAUUCCUGGUGGCCAGAAUGAGACAUCUCUUCACGAUGCCGUUGCCUGUAACCGAACCAAUAUUGUCCGGCUCCUCGUGUCACACGGCGCAGACGUAAACGCCCGAAACAGUCGAGGGCUUACUCCUAAAGACUUAUGCUCAAAAGACAAUGAAGACAUGACUGCUGCCCUUCAAACUUCGACGAUCAUGCCAGCAGCUCCUAGCAAUCCCGAUCGAACCAACGCCCGUACAACUUUACAGACAAUUUGUCUUUUUGUUCUUAACAUGGAAAAAAAAUCUCAUCCUGGAUUAAGCAAACUUGCUCGUACUCUUAAUUUCAAGAUAUCAACUAACUAUUCCAGCUCGGUCACUCAUGUGGCUGUCCGGUUGGAUGAUCCUUGUAACGCAAUCAAGGCUAACGCGCAUUUCUACUCUGCUGUCCUUCAGGGCCAGUUUAUUGUCGAUUUUAAAUGGAUAGAGGAAAGCGCAAAGUUGGAACGUUUGAUAGAUGUUUGCCAGUAUGAAAUUGAUGGAAGUUUGAAUCGGGCACCACCGGGCGGAUCUCUCAGUCGGUUAAAUGUUGCUAACCAACUACCCGGUCUGUUCAAUAAUUGCUCCUUCUACCUCAACGGCCUGUUCUCCACACCUAGCAAGGCCGACAUUACGCAAUGGAUCAAGCACGGUGGUGGUACAUUGUUGACGCGUAGCCCAAAUCCGGAGAGCAUCUCUCCUUGUGAAAAGAUCCCGUAUCAUGCCUCGCCUACCAGUCCAUUGGUCCAGUGCUCACAUUUCAUUCUAUAUGAUUCUAGGGCCAAGGCGCAGCCAACUCUCAAGUAUAACAUGUCUCACGUAAAAUCGCUUUCCGUUGAUUGGCUAGUGGCGUCCAUCGAGAAUUUUUCUCUUGUCGAUCCUUUCGGAUUUUGAUUUCUAGCUCAGGAACCACUUUUGCAAUAAAAAAAAAAGAAAAAAAAAGAUAAUAAUAAGAAAAUAAUCUGUGAUUUGUCUUUGUUCGUCAAUCCUGAAUACAGACCAUUUACCAAG
Molecule: messenger RNA, 2545 nt
Organism: Daphnia magna
Lineage: Eukaryota; Metazoa; Arthropoda; Branchiopoda; Diplostraca; Daphniidae
Product: BRCA1-associated RING domain protein 1
Exons: 6
Coding region: 1073-2428 (451 amino acids)
Molecular function (GO): protein binding
Source: RefSeq, a predicted model, not a curated record